Staurois parvus is the source of this 495-nucleotide messenger RNA. NCBI's taxonomy places the organism in Eukaryota, Metazoa, Chordata, Amphibia, Anura, Ranidae. The record is from the annotation of a GenBank genome assembly.
AAAUGUAAGCAAGAUGACUGAAUGAUCAAAAGCAAUGUCAAAACUGGCCAAAACACUCAAUUUCAGUGGGGGUUGAAUAAUUUUGGCCACAACUGUAGAUCUGAAUAUUGAUCAAUCCUGAAAAUGUCAGAACAGUACAGAUAUCCCCCAAAUGUCAGGACGGUACAGAUAUCCCCCAAAUGUCAGGACGGUACAGAUAUCCCCCAAAUGUCAGAACGGUACAGAUAUCCCCCAAAUGUCAGGACAGUACAGAUAUCCCCCAAAUGUCAGAACAGUACAGAUAUCCCCCAAAUGUCAGGACAGUACAGAUAUCCCCCAAAUGUCAGGACAGUACAGAUAUCCACCCAAAUGUCAGAACAGUACAGAUAUCCCCCAAAUGUCAGAACAGUACAGAUAUCCCCCAAAUGUCAGGACAGUACAGAUAUCCCCCAAAUGUCAGAACAGUACAGAUAUCCCCCAAAUGUCAGGACAGUACAGAUAUCCCCCAAAUGUCAG